AUGUCUCUAACAAGUAAUAUGACCCAAAGAGCUCGUAUCGAGAAGGCAGUCUAUGAUCAAAGCAUGGAAACGGUGACUUCGUCGAUGGACGUCCGUGUCACUAUUGGUGGAAUUGAGACGGACUUGCGUCGACAAAUAGCGCUCGGACUGCCAAUGGUCAUAAAACAAAUGCGAAAACGUAGCAUGAAUCUCACCUCCUCUGCGCAGACUUUGCAGCUAGGAAGCACGCCCGUGCGCGAAGAACUCCUCAUCGGCGGGAGACCGGGGCCAGAACGAUGCCGAUGGACCAUGGACGGACUCGUGACAACGGAUGCUCAAGAGCUUGUGGAAGGCGCCUGA
This is a messenger RNA of Stereum hirsutum FP-91666 SS1, 339 nucleotides long. RefSeq lists its product as uncharacterized. The transcript has 3 exons. The record is from RefSeq and is a predicted model, not a curated record. NCBI's taxonomy places the organism in Eukaryota, Fungi, Basidiomycota, Agaricomycetes, Russulales, Stereaceae. The coding region runs from base 1 to 339 and encodes 112 amino acids.